AUGAAAACCAAAGAAGACAAAGAUCCCAUCCCAGCCUCCACCUUCCUCCACAGCGAACUCUACCACACAGCCUCCCAACCGGGUCUCCGCUCCCUUCCACCCAGUCCCUCCCGCGACUUCCUCACCCUAACCUGGGGUCCAAUAAUCUACCUAACGGCCUACACACCCGCCUCCAACAAAAUCCUCUCCAGCUUUUUCCAAUCCCUAAACGCCGAAAUCCACGACGCCAUCCGGCGCGUUCUGCCCGGGAACUCUUCCCAAAUCCGACUGUUGGAAUCCAGCUACGCGGCGAAGGUCUUCAGCGGGGAGAGGCUAUAUGGAGAUAAAAGCGUGGAGGAGAUAAGGCGGGUGUUUCACGAUUGGAAGAGGGUGGAUUUGGCAUUGCCGGCGGUGGAGUUGCCUGUGAGGUUGAGGGUUUGUUUGGUUGUUGAUAAGGGUGUUUUGGAGAGGUUUGGGAGGCUGGUGGAUGGGAAGGGAAAUGGAGGAGAGUGUCCGGUUAUUAUGGUGGAGGAGAACUUUCCUGAUAUUAGACGGAGGGAUUCGAAUCCGGCCGAUGGAGGGUUUCCGGGCUGGACGUGGGUGGCUUUGCAGGCUGUAGUAGAGGUGUUUGAUGGGUUGAGGGGGGCGGGGGGGUUGAGGAAGUAUCAUCGUGAAGGGGAAGUGUAUUUGGGGGGUGGGAGGUGGGGGAAGUGGGGAUAG
This is a messenger RNA of Aspergillus welwitschiae, 699 nucleotides long. RefSeq lists its product as uncharacterized. The transcript has a single exon. The coding region runs from base 1 to 699 and encodes 232 amino acids. The record is from RefSeq and is a predicted model, not a curated record. Lineage: Eukaryota; Fungi; Ascomycota; Eurotiomycetes; Eurotiales; Aspergillaceae.